Messenger RNA from Pieris brassicae (large cabbage white), 3192 nucleotides. It is a transcript of the gene shd, whose product is annotated as ecdysone 20-monooxygenase. The record is from RefSeq and is a predicted model, not a curated record. Lineage: Eukaryota; Metazoa; Arthropoda; Insecta; Lepidoptera; Pieridae. The transcript has 9 exons. Gene Ontology annotation, molecular function: heme binding; monooxygenase activity; oxidoreductase activity, acting on paired donors, with incorporation or reduction of molecular oxygen. The coding region runs from base 120 to 1670 and encodes 516 amino acids.
GUUGGAGUAGUCGCAUGUUACCCGACGGCGUUUACUCGUAAACUAUCGAUAAAAAGACGUAUUGUGAUGUUAGUAUGUAAAAGUGUUUAUUUAAACGCGUGAUAUUAUUGUGUUAAAUCAUGUCCCUUCCGGGUUCAUUUUUAUUUUCAUACUAUGUGGAGAGCUUUUUGGGUUCUCCACGACCGCUGGUGGAUUGGUCAGGGGUGCCAACCAUCAUCCUGGUGGUCUUGGCACUCGUAAUAGCGGCAACAGCAAUGAUGGUACGUCCAGGGGAUGUCAAGAGGCCCAUUCGACUUCCAGGGCCACCAGCUCUACCGAUUAUUGGGACAAGGUGGCUGUUCUGGAGUCGGUACAAGUUAAAUAAACUGCACGAGGCUUACGAAGAUAUGUUCAGGCGAUACGGGCUGGUGUUCGUGGAGAUGACGCCAGGGGGCGCUCCUAUAGUGUCAAUAGCGGAACGGGGCGCCUUGGAGGCAGUAUUGCGGACACCGUCUAAGCGGCCUUAUCGCCCUCCCACGGAAAUCGUCCAGGUGUACCGCCGCAGCCGUCCCGACAGAUACGCGUCAACCGGACUUGUCAAUGAGCAAGGGGACAAAUGGCAUCACUUACGCCGACAUCUGACAUCGGAUCUGACCAGUCCACAAACCAUACAAAACUUCAUUCCUCAGUUGAACAAUAUUUGUGAUGACUUCCUAAUUCUGUUGAAGAACUGCAGGCGACCUGAUGGCACCGUUCUCGGCUUCGAUCAUCUUACGAAUAGAAUGGGCUUGGAAUCUGUUUGUGGAUUAAUGCUGGGUGCAAGAUUGGGCUUUCUGGAGCGUUGUAUGUCUGGCCGUGCUGCUACUUUGGCGACUGCUGUUAAAGCCCAUUUUAGGGCUCAAAGGGAUUCGUACUAUGGCGCCCCCUUGUGGAAGUUCGCACCCACUACGUUAUAUAAGACAUUUGUGAACAGUGAGGAUACUAUUCAUACGAUAGUAUCAGAUCUAAUGGAGGAAGCAAAAUCGCGAUCCCGCGGCGCGGCGCAAGACGACGGCAUGCAAGAGAUCUUCCUCAAGAUAUUGGCUAACCCUGAACUAGACAUGAGGGACAAAAAAGCCGCAGUCAUCGAUUUUAUCACGGCUGGCAUUGAGACAUUGGCAAACAGUUUAGUAUUCCUCUUAUAUUUAUUAAGUGGCAGACCAGACUGGCAACAAAAAAUUAGAUCAGAGUUGCCAUCUUGCGGAGACCUCCGUAUCGAGCAAUUGUCAUCAGCGCCAUCUAUCAAAGCAGCAACAAACGAAGCAUUUCGCGUCCUGCCCACUGUACCAUUUUUAGCUCGGCUUCUAGAGCAACCAAUGAAUAUUGCUGGCCACAAUUUUCCCGCUGGUACUUUUGUCUUAGCGCACACGGUGACAGCUUGCAAACGUGAAGAAAACUUCUGGCGUGCCGGUGAGUAUCUGCCAGAACGUUGGAUAGACGUUCGAGAACCCCAUGCUGCAUCACUUGUCGCACCGUUUGGUCGUGGCAAGCGCAUGUGUCCGGGAAAGCGAUUUGUUGAAAUGGAGCUGCAUCUUUUGGUUGCCAAGAUAAUACGGCAAUGGCGCGUGGAAUUCGACGGCGAACUGGACGUCCAAUUUGAUUUUCUUUUAUCACCAAAGUCCCCCGUAUCCUUACGAUUAGUCGAAUGGUAGAACAUUCCACCUAACUUUAUGCUUAAGCUUGAACUGAUAGUUUUAAGGAUUCCGAAUACUAAAAUGCUAAUUAAGGAGUUCCUUGUCAUUUGUGUGUUGUUGAAAGGGACAGAACAUGUUGCAUAUUUGAAUAACGUUUGUGUAAGGCUGAUAGAUUAAUAAGUACCUUUUUUAAAAUAGCUCCUUAUCACCAAACUUUGGUAACUUUGGAUCAAACGCGAUAUAAUCGAAUAAAUUUAGUUUUGAUGGGUUGACUUUUUGAUUGGCGACACAGAAUGAAGUUCGCAAUAAGUUUUUGAGAGUAGCGUCUCGUUUGCUUGCAAAGUUUUGGUUCCAUAAUUAACACCAUGAAAUUGCCUAAGUUUGGUAAAGAGCUCUAUUUUUGUAUUACUAUAAUGAUAGGUUGUGUAACCGUUAUGAAAUUUGUAUUUUCUGGUCUGUGUAUUAAGACAUGUUACAUAGUUCUAACAUUCCGAUAUUAAUACUGAACCUGUUUUUUAUGAAUGCUUAUAAUUGUGAAAUUCUGCUCUACCCUAUAAAUAGAUUAAAUAACAGACAGACAGUAUGUUAGCCAAAUAUAAAGGCCUAGUAUGAACUGGCGUGCCAUCAAAGGUUGCCAUGACUAAACUCGAAAUAAUAGCUAAGCAUUAUGAUUAAACUUAUAUUACAGGGUACUGGCACAGUCUGCUCAAAUUGUAUACUUUUUUAUGACUACUCAUAAUUAUAAAAUAGUUUAAGGACACAUAGGAGUGCUAAACUUUAAAGCCACUCUGACUAGCUAACAUAGCUUACUAUUGAAAGCCUGCUAAUUCAGAAAUGUUUUUUUUUAAUUAGAUGCUUAAAGUGAUAUUCAAAAAUUACUAUUAUUGAGUUUAACGCAAAAUUUACACCAAAUAUUUUAAAAUUACCUAAAACUCAAAAGAAAUGGAUUGUUAAGUGUUUCGCCUUUGACGGCAUCAAAGACUUGAAGAUGGUAAAGGAACGAAUCUCUUAUACAUUUCAGUCAUCAUUAAAGAUAACGAGACUAGAAAAAUACCUACAUGACCUCAUACAUAAACGCAUUUCAUAGUGGCUAUGAAGUAUAACAAUACCUGCUUUGAGACAAGAACCAUUCAGCGUUUAUAUGAAAAAUAAUUUGUAGGACGUCAACGAAAGCUUUUUGUCUCAAGGCUCUUCCCUGCAUUUAGUAUAAGUUCAUAACUACACAACGUAGUAAGAUAUGGCUGUGUUAAUAUCAAAAAUCAUAUUUAUAUAGUUAACCAUGAAUACCUCUGUAGUGAAAACUAUCAUAACUGCAAAGUUAUUGCAUUUAUUGUAGGAGUUCUAAUGAUUUUAGAACAAACUAAAAAUCUAGAGUACUCAGAUUACAUUUUUGCAGUUUUUGUUUCCUAUAUUUAAUUAAUGUUGUUGAUUUCUAAAGGAGGAAUUUUCAAUUUCUUUCAGACCAUAUUUUCAUUGUUAAAUUUGCCAUUUAAGACUUUAAUUGUUUUUCAAAAUCAUUUAUUCAUAUAGGUAACACAAU